AUGCCAUGCAAGAUACCAUACGACUCCCUCCCUCCCACCUUGUCUGCCACCCCUUACGCACUCUCCUCCUGGGCUGGGCGCUCAACCAGCCACUUCAAUUUGAAGACUCUAUUAUUGCCGUUCGCAGUGGAAGGUGGCUCGUGCGCAGUGGAAGGUGGCUCGUGCGCAGUGGAAGGUGGCUCGUGCGCAGUGGAAGGUGGCUCGUGCGCAGUGGAAGGUGGCUCGUGCGCAGUGGAAGGUGGCUCGUGCGCAGUGGAAGGUGGCUCGUGCGCAGUGGAAGGUGGCUCGUGCGCAGUGGAAGGUGGCUCGUGCGCAGUGGAAGGUGGCUCGUGCGCAGUGGAAGGUGGCUCGUGCGCAGUGGAAGGUGGCUCGUGCGCAGUGGAAGGGUGGCUCGUGCGCAGUGGAAGGUGGCUCGUGGCGCAGUGGAAGGUGGCUCGUAGCGCAGUGGAAGGUGGCUCGUGCGCAGUGGAAGGUGGCUCGUGCGCAGUGGAAGGUGGCUCGUGCGCAGUGGAAGGUGGCUCGUGCGCAGUGGAAGGUGGCUCGUGCGCAGUGGAAGGUGCUCGUCCCUGCGCAGUGGAAGGUGGCUCGUGCGCAGUGGAAGGUGGCUCGUGCGCAGUGGAAGGGUGGCUCGUGCGCAGUGGAAGGUGGCUCCGUGCGCAGUGGAAGGUGGCUCGUGCGCAGUGGAAGGUGGCUCGUGCGCAGUGGAGAGGUGGCUCGUGCGCAGUGGAAGGUGGCUCGUGCGCAGUGGAAAGUUGGCUCGUGCGCAGUGGAAGGUGGCUCGUGCGCAGUGAGAGGUGGCUCGUGCGCAGUGGAAGGUGGCUCGUGCGCAGUGGAAGGUGGCUCGUGGCGCAGUGGAAGGUGGCUCGUAGCGCAGUGGAAAGGGGCUCGUGCGCAGUGGAAGGUGGCUCGUGCGCAGUGGAAGGUGGCUCGUGCGCAGUGGAAGGUGGCUCGUGCGCAGUGGAAGGUGGCUCGUGCGCAGUGGAAGGUGGCUCGUGCGCAGUGGAAGGUGGCUUCGUAGGCGCAGUGGAAGGUGGCUCGUUGCGCAGUGGAAGGUGGCUCGUGCGAAGUGGAAGGUGGCUCGUGCGCAGUGGAAGGUGGCUCGUGCGCAGUGGAAGGUGGCUCGUGCGCAGUGGAAGGUGGUGUGCGCAGUGGAAGGUGGCUCGUAUGCGCAGUGGAAGGUGGCUCGUGCGCAGUGGAAGGUGGCUCGUGCGCAGUGGAAGGUGGCUCGUGCGCAGUGGAAGGUGGCUCGUGCGCAGUGGAAGGUUGGCUCGUGUCGCAGUGGAAGUGCUCCGUGCGCAGUGGAAGGUGGCUCGUGCGCAGUGGAAGGUGGCUCGUGCGCAGUGGAAGGUGGCUCGUGCGCAGUGGAAGGUGGCUCUUGCGCAGUGGAAGGUGGCUCGUGCGCAGUGGAAGGUGGCUCGUGCGCAGUGGAAGUGGAAGGUGGCUCGUGCGCAGUGGAAAGGUGGCCGUGCGCAGUGGAAGGUGGCUCGUGCGCAGUGGAAGGUGGCUCGUGCGCAGUGGAAGGUGGCUCGUGCGCAGUGGAAGGUGGCUCGUGCGCAGUGGAAGGUGGCUCGUGCGCAGUGGAAGGUGGCUCGUGCGCAGUGGAAGGUGGCUCGUGCGCAGUGGAAGGUGGCUCGUGCGCAGUGGAAGGUGGCUCGUGCGCAGUGGAAGGUGGCUCGUGCGCAGUGGAAGGUGGCUCGUGCGCAGUGGAAGGUGGCUCGUGCGCAGUGGAAGGUGGCUCGUGCGCAGUGGAAGGUGGCUCGUGCGCAGUGGAAGGUGGCUCGUGCGCAGUGGAAGGUGGCUCGUGCGCAGUGGAAGGUGGCUCGUGCGCAGUGGAAGGUGGCUCGUGCGCAGUGGAAGGUGGCUCGUGCGCAGUGGAAGGUGGCUCGUGCGCAGUGGAAGGUGGCUCGUGCGCAGUGGAAGGUGGCUCGUGCGCAGUGGAAGGUGGCUCGUGCGCAGUGGAAGGUGGCUCGUGCGCAGUGGAAGGUGGCUCGUGCGCAGUGGAAGGUGGCUCGUGCGCAGUGGAAGGUGGCUCGUGCGCAGUGGAAGGUGGCUCGUGCGCAGUGGAAGGUGGCUCGUGCGCAGUGGAAGGUGGCUCGUGCGCAGUGGAAGGUGGCUCGUGCGCAGUGGAAGGUGGCUCGUGCGCAGUGGAAGGUGGCUCGUGCGCAGUGGAAGGUGGCUCGUGCGCAGUGGAAGGUGGCUCGUGCGCAGUGGAAGGUGGCUCGUGCGCAGUGGAAGGUGGCUCGUGCGCAGUGGAAGGUGGCUCGUGCGCAGUGGAAGGUGGCUCGUGCGCAGUGGAAGGUGGCUCGUGCGCAGUGGAAGGUGGCUCGUGCGCAGUGGAAGGUGGCUCGUGCGCAGUGGAAGGUGGCUCGUGCGCAGUGGAAGGUGGCUCGUGCGCAGUGGAAGGUGGCUCGUGCGCAGUGGAAGGUGGCUCGUGCGCAGUGGAAGGUGGCUCGUGCGCAGUGGAAGGUGGCUCGUGCGCAGUGGAAGGUGGCUCGUGCGCAGUGGAAGGUGGCUCGUAGCGCAGUGGAAGGUGGCUCGUGCGCAGUGGAAGGUGGCUCGUGCGCAGUGGAAGGUGGCUCGUGCGCAGUGGAAGGUGGCUCGUGCGCAGUGGAAGGUGGCUCGUGCGCAGUGGAAGGUGGCUCGUGCGCAGUGGAAGGUGGCUCGUGCGCAGUGGAAGGUGGCUCGUGCGCAGUGGAAGGUGGCUCGUGCGCAGUGGAAGGUGGCUCGUGCGCAGUGGAAGGUGGCUCGUGCGCAGUGGAAGGUGGCUCGUGCGCAGUGGAAGGUGGCUCGUGCGCAGUGGAAGGUGGCUCGUGCGCAUGGAAGGUGGCUCGUGCGCAGUGGAAGGUGGCUCGUGCCGCAGUGGAAGGUGGCUCGUGCGCAGUGGAAGGUGGCUCGUGCGCAGUGGAAGGUGGCUCGUGCGCAGUGGAAGUGGAAGUGGAAGGUGGCUCGUGCGCAGUGGAAGGUGGCUCGUGCGCAGUGGAAGGUGGCUCGUGCGCAGUGGAAGGUGGCUCGUGCGCAGUGGAAGGUGGCUCGUGCGCAGUGAAGGUGGCUCGUGCGCAGUGGAAGGUGGCUCGUGCGCAGUGGAAGGUGGCUCGUGCGCAGUGGAAGGUGGCUCGUGCGCAGUGGAAGGUGGCUCGUGCGCAGUGGAAGGUGGCUCGUGCGCAGUGGAAGGUGGCUCGUGCGCAGUGGAAGGUGGCUCGUGCGCAGUGGAAGGUGGCUCGUGCGCAGUGGAAGGUGGCUCGUGCGCAGUGGAAGGUGGCUCGUGCGCAGUGGAAGGUGGCUCGUGCGCAGUGGAAGGUGGCUCGUGCGCAGUGGAAGGUGGCUCGUGCGCAGUGGAAGGUGGCUCGUGCGCAGUGGAAGGUGGCUCGUGCGCAGUGGAAGGUGGCUCGUGCGCAGUGGAAGGUGGCUCGUGCGCAGUGGAAGGUGGCUCGUGCGCAGUGGAAGGUGGCUCGUGCGCAGUGGAAGGUGGCUCGUGCGGCAGUGGAAGGUGGCUCGUGCGCAGUGGAAGGUGGCUCGUGCGCAGUGGAAGGUGGCUCGUGCGCAGUGGAAGGUGGCGCUACUGUGCAGCAGUGGAAGGUGGCUCGUGCGCAGUGGAAGGUGGCUCGUGCGCAGUGGAAGGUGGCUCGUGCGCAGUGGAAGGUGGCUCGUGCGCAGUGGAAGGUGGCCUCCGUGCGCAGUGGAAGGUGGCUCGUGGGCGCAGUGGAAGGUGGCUCGUGGCCAGUGGAAGGUGGCUCGUGCGCAGUGGAAGGUGGCUCGUGGCGCAGUGAAGGUGGCUCGUGCGCAGUGGAAGGUGGCUCGUGCGCAGUGGAAGGUGGCUCUUGCGCAGUGGAAGGUGGCUCGUGCGCAGUGGAAGUGGCUCGUGCGCAGUGGAAGGUGGCUCGUGGCGCAGUGGAAGGUGGCUCGUGCGCAGUGGAAGGUGCUCGUGCAGCAGUGGAAGGUGGCUCGUGCGCAGUGGAAGGUGGCUCGUGCGCAGUGGAAGGUGGCUCGUGCGCAGUGGAAGGUGGCUCGUGGCGCAGUGGAAGGUGGCUCUGGAAGGUGGCUCGUGCGCAGUGGAAGGUGGCUCGUGCGCAGUGGAAGGUGGCUCGUGCGCAGUGGAAGGUGGCUCGUGCGCAGUGGAAGGUGGCUCGUGCGCAGUGGAAGGUGGCUCGUGCGCAGUGGAAGGUGGCUCGUGCGCAGUGGAAGGUGGCUCGUGCGCAGUGGAAGGUGGCUCGUGCGCAGUGGAAGGUGGCUCGUGCGCAGUGGAAGGUGGCUCGUGCGCAGUGGAAGGUGGCUCGUGCGCAGUGGAAGGUGGCUCGUGCGCAGUGGAAGGUGGCUCGUGCGCAGUGGAAGGUGGCUCGUGCGCAGUGGAAGGUGGCUCGUGCGCAGUGGAAGGUGGCUCGUGCGCAGUGGAAGGUGGCUCGUGCGCAGUGGAAGGAAGGUGGCUCGUGCGCAGUGGAAGGUGGCUCGUGCGCAGUGGAAGGUGGCUCGUGCGCAGUGGAAGGUGGCUCGUGCGCAGUGGAAGGUGGCUCGUGCGCAGUGGAAGGUGGCUCGGUCGUGCGCAGUGGAAGGUGGCUGCGUGCGCAGUGGAAGGUGGCUCGUGCGCAAGUGGAAGGUGGCUCGUGCGCAGUGGGAAGGUGGCUCCUGUGCGCAGUGGAAGGUGGCUCGUGCGCAGUGGAAGGUGGCUCGUGCGCAGUGGAAGGUGGCUCGUGCGCAGUGGAAGGGAAGGUGGCUCGUGCGCAGUGGAAGGUGGCUCGUGCGCAGUGGAAGGUGGCUCGUGCGCAGUGGAAGGUGGCUCGUGCGCAGUGGAAGGUGGCUCGUGCGCAGUGGAAGGUGGCUCGUGCGCAGUGGAAGGUGGCUCGUGCGCAGUGGAAGGUGGCUCGUGCGCAGUGGAAGGUGGCUCGUGCGCAGUGGAAGGUGGCUCGUGCGCAGUGGAAGGUGGCUCGUGCGCAGUGGAAGGUGGCUCGUGCGCAGUGGAAGGUGGCUCGUGCGCAGUGGAAGGUGGCUCGUGCGCAGUGGAAGGUGGCUCGUGCGCAGUGGAAGGUGGCUCGUGCGCAGUGGAAGGUGGCUCGUGCGCAGUGGAAGGUGGCUCGUGCGCAGUGGAAGGUGGCUCGUGCGCAGUGGAAGGUGGCUCGUGCGCAGUGGAAGGUGGCUCGUGCGCAGUGGAAGGUGGCUCGUGCGCAGUGGAAGGUGGCUCGUGCGCAGUGGAAGGUGGCUCGUGCGCAGUGGAAGGUGGCUCGUGCGCAGUGGAAGGUGGCUCGUGCGCAGUGGAAGGUGGCUCGUGGCGCAGUGGAAGGUGGCUCGUGCGCAGUGGAAGGUGGCUCGUGCGCAGUGGAAGGUGGCUCGUGGCUCGUGCGCAGUGGAAGGUGGCUCGUGCGCAGUGGAAGGUGGCUCGUGCGCAGUGGAAGGUGGCUCGUGCCAGUGGAAGGUGGCUCGUGCGCAGUGGAAGGUGGCUCGUGCGCAGUGGAAGGUGGCUCGUGCGCAGUGGAAGGUGGCUCGUGCGCAGUGGAAGGUGGCUCGUGCGCAGUGGAAGGUGGCUCGUGCGCAGUGGAAGGUGGCUCGUGCGCAGUGGAAGGUGGCUCGUGCGCAGUGGAAGGUGGCUCGUGCGCAGUGGAAGGUGGCUCGUGCGCAGUGGAAGGUGGGCUCGGCGCAGUGGAAGGUGGCUCGUGCGCAGUGGAAGGUGGCUCGGUGCGCAGUGGGAAGGUGGCUCGUGCGCAGUGGAAGGUGGCCUCGGUUGCGCAGUGGAAGGUGGCGGUCGUGGCGCAGUGGAAGGUGGCUCGUGCGCAGUGGAAAGGUGGCUCCGCAGUGGAAGGUGCCGCAGUGGGAAGGUGGCUCGUGCCGCCAGGUGGAAAAGUGGAAGGUGGCUCGUGGCGCAGUGGAAGGUGGCUCGUAGCGCAGUGGAGGUGGCUCGUGCCGCAGUGGAAAGUUGGCUGUGCGCAGGGAAGGUGUCUCGUGCGCAGUGGAAAGGUGGCUCGUGCGCAGUUGGAAGGUGGCUCGUGCGCAGUGGAAAGGUGGCUCGUGUCUGCAGUGGAAGGUGGCUCAGUGCGCAGUGGAAGGUGGCUCGUGCGCAGUGGAAGGUGGUCUCGUGGCCAUGGAGGUGGCUCUGCGUCAGUGGAAGGUGGCUCGUGGCGCAGUGGGAAGGUGGCUCGUGCGCAAGUGGAAGGUGGGCUCGUGCGCGAGUGGAAGGUGGCUCGUGGCGCAGUGGAAGGUGGCUCGUGCGCAGUGGAAGGUGGCUCGUGCGCAGUGGAAGGUGGCUCGUGCGCAGUGGAAGGUGGCUCGGCGCAGUGGAAGGUGGCUCGGUGCGCAGUGGAAGGGGUGGCUCGUGCGCAGUGGAAGGUGGCUCGCCAGUGCGCAGUGGAAGGUGGCUCGUGCGCAGUGGAGGUGGCUCGUGCGCAGUGGAAGGUGGCUCGUGCGCAAGUGGAAGGUGGCUCGUGCGCAGUGGAAGGUGCUCGUGCGCAGUGGAAGGUGGCUCGUGCGCAGUGGAAGGUGGCUCGUGGCGCAGUGGAAGGUGGCUCGUGCGCAGUGGAAGGUGGCUCCGGUGCGCAGUGGAAGGUGGCUCGUGCGCAGUGGAAGGUGGCUCGUGCGCAGUGGAAGGUGGCUCGUGCGCAGUGGAAGGUGGCUCGUGCGCAGUGGAAGGUGGCUACGUGCGCAGUGGAAGGUGGCUCGUGCGCAGUGGGAAGGUGGCUCGUGCGCAGUGGAAGGUGGCUCUUGCGCAGUGGAAGGUGGCUCGUGCGCAGUGGAAGGUGGCUCGUGCGCAGUGGAAGGUGGCUCGGCGCAGUGGAAGGUGGCUCGUGCGCAGUGGAAGGUGGCUCGUGCGCAGUGGAAGGUGGCUCGUGCGCAGUGGAAGGUGGCUCGUGCGCAGUGGAAGGUGGGCUCGUGCGCAGUGGAAGGUGGCUCGUGCCGCAGUGGAAGGUGGCUCGUGCGCAGUGGAAGGUGGCUCGUGCGCAGUGGAAGGUGGCUCGUGCGCAGUGGAAGGUGGCUCGUGCGCAGUGGAAGGUGGCUCGUGCGCGAGUGGAAGGUGGCUCGUGCGCAGUGGAAGGUGGCUCGUGCGCAGUGGAAGGUGGCUCGUGCGCAGUGAAGGUGGCUCGGUGCACAGUUGGAAGGUGGCUCGUGCGCAGUGGAAAGGGUGGCUCGUGCGCAGUGGUAAGGUGGCGUCGUGUGCGCAGUGGAAGGUGGCUCGUGCGCAGUGGAAAGGUGGCUCUGACGCAGUGGAAGGUGGCUCGUGCAAGUUGGAAGGUGGCUCGGGCGCAGUGGAAGGGUGGCUCGUGCGCAGUGGAAGGUGUGGCUCGUGCGCAGUGGAAGUGGCUCGAUGCGCAGUGGAAGGUGGCUCGUGCGCAGUGGAAGGUGGCUCGUGCGCAGUGGAAGGUGGCUCGUGCGCAGUGGAAGGUGGCUCGUGCGCAGUGGAAGGUGGCUCGUGCGCAGUGGAAGGUGGCUCGUGCGCAGUGGAAGGUGGCUCGUGCGCAGUGGAAGGUGGCUCGUGCGCAGUGGAAGGUGGCUCGUGCGCAGUGGAAGGUGGCUCGUGCGCAGUGGAAGGUGGCUCGUGCGCAGUGGAAGGUGGCUCGUGCGCAGUGGAAGGUGGCUCGUGGCGCAGUGGAAGGUGGCUCGUGCGCAGUGGAAGGUGGCUCGUGCGCAGUGGAAGGUGGCUCGUGCGCAGUGGAAGGUGGCUCGUGCGCAGUGGAAGGUGGCUCGUGCGCAGUGGAAGGUGGCUCGUGCGCAGUGGAAGGUGGCUCGUGCGCAGUGGAAGGUGGCUCGUGCGCAGUGGAAGGUGGCUCGUGCGCAGUGGAAGGUGGCUCGUGCGCAGUGGAAGGUGGCUCGUGCGCAGUGGAAGGUGGCUCGUGCGCAGUGGAAGGUGGCUCGUGCGCAGUGGAAGGUGGCUCGUGCGCAGUGGAAGGUGGCUCGUGCGCAGUGGAAGGUGGCUCGUGCGCAGUGGAAGGUGGCUCGUGCGCAGUGGAAGGUGGCUCGUGCGCAGUGGAAGGUGGCUCGUGCGCAGUGGAAGGUGGCUCGUGCGCAGUGGAAGGUGGCUCGUGCGCAGUGGAAGGUGGCUCGUGCGCAGUGGAAGGUGGCUCGUGCGCAGUGGAAGGUGGCUCGUGCGCAGUGGAAGGUGGCUCGUGCGCAGUGGAAGGUGGCUCGUGCGCAGUGGAAGGUGGCUCGUGCGCAGUGGAAGGUGGCUCGUGCGCAGUGGAAGGUGGCUCGUGCGCAGUGGAAGGUGGCUCGUGCGCAGUGGAAGGUGGCUCGUGCGCAGUGGAAGGUGGCUCGUGCGCAGUGGAAGGUGGCUCGUGCGCAGUGGAAGGUGGCUCGUGCGCAGUGGAAGGUGGCUCGUGCGCAGUGGAAGGUGGCUCGUGCGCAGUGGAAGGUGGCUCGUGCGCAGUGGAAGGUGGCUCGUGCGCAGUGGAAGGUGGCUCGUGCGCAGUGGAAGGUGGCUCGUGCGCAGUGGAAGGUGGCUCGUGCGCAGUGGAAGGUGGCUCGUGCGCAGUGGAAGGUGGCUCGUGCGCAGUGGAAGGUGGCUCGUGCGCAGUGGAAGGUGGCUCGUGCGCAGUGGAAGGUGGCUCGUGCGCAGUGGAAGGUGGCUCGUGCGCAGUGGAAGGUGGCUCGUGCGCAGUGGAAGGUGGCUCGUGCGCAGUGGAAGGUGGCUCGUGCGCAGUGGAAGGUGGCUCGUGCGCAGUGGAAGGUGGCUCGUGCGCAGUGGAAGGUGGCUCGUGCGCAGUGGAAGGUGGCUCGUGCGCAGUGGAGGUGGCUCGUGCGCAGUGGAAGGUGGCUCGUGCGCAGUGGAAGGUGGCUCGUGCGCAGUGGAAGGUGGCUCGUGCGCAGUGGAAAGGUGGCUCGUGCGCAGUGGAAGGUGGCUCGUGGCUCGUGCGCAGUGGAAGGUGGCUCGUGCGCAGUGGAAGGUGGCUCGUGCGCAGUGGAAGGUGGCUCGUGCGCAGUGGAAGGUGGCUCGUGCGCAGUGGAAGGUGGCUCGUGCGCAGUGGAAGGUGGCUCGUGCGCAGUGGAAGGGUGGCUCGUGCGCAGUGGAAGGUGGCUCGUGCGCAGUGGAAGGUGGCUCGUGCGCAGUGGAAGGUGGCUCGUGCGCAGUGGAAGGUGGCUCGUGCGCAGUGGAAGGUGGCUCGUGCGCAGUGGAAGGUGGCUCGUGCGCAGUGGAAGGUGGCUCGUGCGCAGUGGAAGGUGGCUCGUGCGCAGUGGAAGGUGGCUCGUGCGCAGUGGAAGGUGGCUCGUGUGCGCAGUGGAAGGUGGCUCGUGCGCAGUGGAAGGUGGCUCGUGCGCAGUGGAAGGUGGCUCGUGCGCAGUGGAAAGGUGGCUCGUGCGCAGUGGAAGGUGGCUCGUGCGCAGUGGAAGGUGGCUCGUGCGCAGUGGAAGGUGGCUCUGUGCGCAGUGGAAGGUGGCUCGUGCGCAGUGGAAGGUGGCUCGUGCGCAGUGGAAGGUGGCUCGUGCGCAGUGGAAGGUGGCUCGUGCGCAGUGGAAGGUGGCUCGUGCGCAGUGGAAGGUGGCUCGUGCGCAGUGGAAGGUGGCUCGUGCGCAGUGGAAGGUGGCUCGUGCGCAGUGGAAGGUGGCUCGUGCGCAGUGGAAGGUGGCUCGUGCGCAGUGGAAGGUGGCUCCCGUGCGCAGUGGAAGGUGGCUCGUGCGCAGUGGAAGGUGGCUCGUGCGCAGUGGAAGGUGGCUCGUGCGCAGUGGAAGGUGGCUCGUGCGCAGUGGAAGGUGGCUCGUGCGCAGUGGAAGGUGGCUCGUGCGCAGUGGAAGGUGGCUCGUGCGCAGUGGAAGGUGGCUCGUGCGCAGUGGAAGGUGGCUCGUGCGCAGUGGAAGGUGGCUCGUGCGCAGUGGAAGGUGGCUCGUGCGCAGUGGAAGGUGGCUCGUGCGCAGUGGAAGGUGGCUCGUGCGCAGUGGAAGGUGGCUCGUGCGCAGUGGAAGGUGGCUCGUGCGCAGUGGAAGGUGGCUCGUGCGCAGUGGAAGGUGGCUCGUGCGCAGUGGAAGGUGGCUCGUGCGCAGUGGAAGGUGGCUCGUGCGCAGUGGAAGGUGGCUCGUGCGCAGUGGAAGGUGGCUCGUGCGCAGUGGAAGGUGGCUCGUGCGCAGUGGAAGGUGGCUCGUGCGCAGUGGAAGGUGGCUCGUGCGCAGUGGAAGGUGGCUCGUGCGCAGUGGAAGGUGGCUCGUGCGCAGUGGAAGGUGGCUCGUGCGCAGUGGAAGGUGGCUCGUGCGCAGUGGAAGGUGGCUCGUGCGCAGUGGAAGGUGGCUCGUGCGCAGUGGAAGGUGGCUCGUGCGCAGUGGAAGGUGGCUCGUGCGCAGUGGAAGGUGGCUCGUGCGCAGUGGAAGGUGGCUCGUGCGCAGUGGAAGGUGGCUCGUGCGCAGUGGAAGGUGGCUCGUGCGCAGUGGAAGGUGGCUCGUGCGCACACAUCAUUGCUGCUGCAGCAGUGGUACUGCUAA
Molecule: messenger RNA, 10386 nt
Organism: Closterium sp. NIES-65
Lineage: Eukaryota; Viridiplantae; Streptophyta; Zygnematophyceae; Desmidiales; Closteriaceae
Source: the annotation of a GenBank genome assembly